AUGACCCUUUUACCAAACUGCGGUGGCGUUAUGAGAGGAGGAGCCUUGCAAAGAUUCAUUAAAGCCCAGCCAACCCAUGCGACUCUUGAUGCACUUCUCCCCAUGAAAGAGCUUCCCCUCAAACUUGAGCUUAUCAGGGAGCUUGAGAAGCUUGUAAAGACAGAUCUUAUGUCUUCUGAUAACAUGUUUCACUUUACCAACCUCCAACUAUCGGCCCUCUCCGUAAUGUCGAUCGACACUCUGCAAGAUUUGGUCAAGAGCCUCAUAAGAUGCUUGCAUAUUAUAAGUCAUUAUACACCUCAACUUCAAUUACCUCUUUUGAUCCAAGGGAAACUUCUCCGCUGUGAAAGCAGAGGUGUGCCACAGGUAUCGGAGAGUAGUGAUAAUAACAUCCACCAGAGCGCAAAUGAGAGCGAAAAGUGCUAUCUUCGAGAUCAACGGGCUUGCGUCUUAACCAAGGCCACAGACGCCAGAGCCUGCGCUAUCAUUCCAUUUACCCUUACCGCAAGUCAGGAGAACAUUAGCACCUUUACGAAUUCAAUGUUUUAUAGCGACAUAUUAGGACACACCACCCGGGCGAAUAUCGGCCGUAUUAUGCAUUCACAACCCCUAGGUGGCCUCAAUAAAAGCUGGAACAUGCUUUGUUUACACCCGACCUUGUGUACAUGGUGGUCUCAAUGCUUAUUCGGUCUGAAGUACCUAGGAUUCGUCACCAACGGCGAUGGAAGCUCUGUUGCUGUUCAGAUACAGUUUUACUGGAUGCCUAGGAAUUGGGUUAAACCUCAGGAGUUAGCCGAGCCUCCUUACGAUGAAGCUAUCGACGCAAUGCUGCAAACUGUUGUUGCAGAUGAACAAAGAGAUUCUUUCCCAGACCUGGAAUCGGGAAAGAUUUUUGAGGUUCUAAUCGAUAAUGAAGAAGAAGCGCUCAAAAUGAAGGUAGCUUUGGAAUGCCAAUGGGUGGCUGUUAGGAUUGCGGCUCUGUCUGGCGCUGCUAGAGUCUGGGACCUCGGUCUUGAUGUACAGGAGGAUGCGGAUGUAUAUGAUACUGGGAGUCUUGACUCGUCUGAUUCUGAAGAUUAG
Messenger RNA from Trichoderma virens Gv29-8, 1080 nucleotides. RefSeq lists its product as uncharacterized. The transcript has 4 exons. The record is from RefSeq and is a predicted model, not a curated record. The coding region runs from base 1 to 1080 and encodes 359 amino acids. NCBI's taxonomy places the organism in Eukaryota, Fungi, Ascomycota, Sordariomycetes, Hypocreales, Hypocreaceae.